Messenger RNA from Cucurbita pepo subsp. pepo (vegetable marrow), 1167 nucleotides. RefSeq names its product Ubiquitin-like superfamily protein. The record is from RefSeq and is a predicted model, not a curated record. Gene Ontology annotation, biological process: mRNA splicing, via spliceosome. Lineage: Eukaryota; Viridiplantae; Streptophyta; Magnoliopsida; Cucurbitales; Cucurbitaceae.
AAACCUCCUCCAUUGUGUAACGGUCCUCUCCUCUCUAUUUGAAAGCUCAGAACCAACCAACAAACAAACUUCCCCGAAAUCCCUCCAUUUUUCUUCCCUCGUCUUUUCCGAUUUCAAAUUCUCGAUCUCACUCGAACCCUAGCUGCUUCAGAGCCCUAGGAUGCGAAGGAUUGGCGGUCCCCGAGAGAGGAGUAAGAUCGGUAACUUAUGGCGUUUCAACCGCUUCAUUGAUAACCGGUGCUUGGCUCCGCUUACGCUCGACGGAGACGGUGAUGUUGACGCUCUCAGACGGCGGCCUUAUCGGUUGCUUCCUCGGCUGGAGCUCAUUGAUCUCUUUGUCCUCAAGCUCGACGGCUCUGUAUUUGGUGUUCGUGUAGCGCGCAAUGGUACAGUAGCAGAUCUCAAACAAGCGAUAGAGGAAGUUUUUGAUUCACCCGGGGCGAGCGAACACUGCAAGAUUACAUGGUCACUUGUCUGGGGACAUUUCUGCUUAUGUUAUGAAGGCGAAAAGCUUAUUGAUGACAAGGCAUACAUUAGAGUUGUAGGCAUCAAAGAUGGUGAUCAGCUUCAGUUUGUUAGGCAUAUGUCUAUCAACUGUCUACCAAUGAAGAGAGAUAGGAAGAACCAAGCCGUUCCUUGCAAAACAGUGUUGUUUCUGCCAGCAGAACCAAAAUCUAUUGAAGGGAAUCAAGUAGCUGGUCAAGGCGAUCCCGUGAAUUAUGAAGUUCACGAGGACGGUUCCAACCAGGAGGAGAUUCCUAUGGCUGGAUUUCAGCUAGCAAAUAUCUUUAGAGGACGGCUAUUAUAUUCCAAGAUAUGGGGGUUUUUUAGAAGUGCAUCAGAAGGCAGGAAUAGGCCUUCUGCCGGUUUCUGCAUUACUUGACUUAGCAAAUGGACAUGGAAUAACACAAGCUGCAAGGUUAGCCUAGCCAUUUGAAGUUAUGAAACAAUUUGUGUGCUAUUCUCUGUCUUUUGUUUGCCAUUAACUAAGUGGCCACCGGAACUAGGAUGUGCAGAGAUUGAAACUUUAGCAUUUGAUUUAUGAACAUGACAAGUUAGAUUCUAGAAUAAAGAAGUGAGAGAGAAAAGAUUGACUCUGACAUGUAUAUAUCAGACUGGAUUUGUUGUUGGAUGUUUCUGUAUAAAGUUCUUUUACUUCCCUUCCAA